AAGUUUGCGAGGUCCUCAGCCCUGGCUCAAAAUGAGAACGCUUCGGUCCUGCAUCCGACAAGCCUUUAGACUGAAACAAUUUCCAGGAAAUCCAGGUUUCCGGAGAUUCCUUCGUAUUCUGACGGGAUCACAUCUCACAUUCUUUAUGGUGUCAAGAGCCGCCACAACACUAGAGAUUCCCAGUCUGGAUGACUAUUCUACCUCACAACUUCUCCAGAACUCCAGUAUAGCCAGUGCUGAGGCGGCGUCAACUCUGUUAACUUAUGUGACCGUUGCUCUGUUUAAUGCUGAAAAGGAAUAUACAAAGGGAAUCUACAUCCUGAUAAAGUUGAUGGAAGUGAGGCUGGAAAAUCCAGGACACCCUGACCAGGAUAAAAUGGACGAACUGAUCACAGAGUCCAGAAUUAGUGUCAAGGCACUGAGGAAGAAGAGACAAGACCUAGUGAUGCUUCUAUCGGUUUGUCAACGACUCGUCAAUGAUGCAGCAGAAGCUGCUUACAUGGCAGGAGCAGAUUUCUCUGGAUAUUCUACCAACAACAAAUUAACCAGUAGUGAGGCCUUUCUGAAGCCAUGUGAAAUGGAGAGAGUGAUGGCGGAGUCACAUCUAGCAGAAAUGGAGGCACGAGUCAUCGAGGUGGAGUCAAAACGUGCCAAAGAAGAGGAAGCUGAGGACCAACAGGAAGAGGAAGUCAGGGACAAACAGGAAGAGGAAGUUAGUGAUAGACAGGAACUGGAAGUGACUUCUAAAAACAAAACACCAGAAGAAAACAUAACAGAGGAAUCUGAACCGGAAGUCAUGAGUGAGAAGAUGAGUGACCUUCAGACAGACGGUGAUACCCCUGUCACUGACAGUUCAAGUGGCGCGUCUCCUGACCUCAGAAUGAACUAUGUAGAGACGUUCAAUAUAGGCUCAGAAGAUGAAUCGUUAGAGGAUGAUUAAUUAGUUAAUUAAAAUGAAUAGUAUUUUGAUGAAAAAAAUCUUUUUAAGCUUAUUUUGAUUGAUUCAAUAAUGGUUUAGAUACACAUUGAAGAUGCAUUGGUACCUUCUUUUAUUUUGAUAUGUGAAUUUGUGAAUCAAAUUAUGUAUCAGUUUAUAUACAUAU
This is a messenger RNA of Saccostrea cuccullata (small rock oyster), 1103 nucleotides long. RefSeq lists its product as uncharacterized. The record is from RefSeq and is a predicted model, not a curated record. Bases 32 to 940 code for a protein of 302 amino acids. Gene Ontology annotation, biological process: intrinsic apoptotic signaling pathway in response to oxidative stress; neuron apoptotic process. Gene Ontology annotation, cellular component: mitochondrion. Lineage: Eukaryota; Metazoa; Mollusca; Bivalvia; Ostreida; Ostreidae. The transcript is spliced from 5 exons.